AUGGACCCAGAGGUGAUGGAGCGUCUGACAAGAAUGCAAUUGGCUGACCUUGGAAGCCGUAGACGCGAACACAUCUCAACCGUGGAGUCCAGAGGCCCCCGUGCCACAACGCACAUACAGGACAUCGAGGCGAAGAGAUGGACUCAUCAACAGGGAUCAGCGGCCCAACGUCUCGCUGCAGAGAAUGUGUCCAAACUCGAUCGCUGGAACAACGUACAUCAGACCAUCGGAGACACCCAGGACAUGGAACAUCUUGAUAGUCUCAACAGCGGACAGAGUCACCGUGCCAACCUCACUGCCGCCAUCCGCGAUCUUGGUAGCCAUAACCUCGAAAGGAACAAACCAGGAGGCAAGAAGAAGAAGACACCCAUAUAUGCAUCUGUCUUCAACGUGGGAACCAAAAGGAAGAGCGGAGAGCCUCCUGAUGACGGGCAACAUCGAGCUCGUCCUCCCGCCCCUACACGUCUUGCGAACCCCGGCGCUACCGAAGGUCGCAGGGAUAACAGCAGCAAGAGAUGUCCUCACAAGGGCGGACGAGCUGUCUCUUCGGCUACCCGUACCAGGAGAUCAUUAUCGGUUCCCACACUCAAAGCAGUAGUGGCCCCAGCUACAGCCUUUGCUCCUCCUACUGCUCUCCCAGCUCCUCCUCCAGUUGCUCCUCCAGUUGCUCCUCCAGUUGCUCCUCCAGCUGAUUCUCAAGCUGCUCCCGCGCAGACUGUACCUGUAUCCACGGCAUCCUCAACCGCCAAACCAAUCACCGAUAUCAAGACAGGAAUUCUGCUGGACUUUGACGCUCCCCUCGAACUAUCGCCGUCCAAGACCUACAACGAAGACUUGAGAGGCUUAGACUUCCAAGUGCCCGAUAACAAGCCCCCAAAACGUACUCCACGACAAGUCUACACGAUCGAAGAGCUGAAGCGUCUUGAACCGAAGCCGGAGGCCACCAAGCCCAAGAGCCAGAAGCCUGUCACUCAGCAGCCAGUGGUCUCAACUGGUGGGCUUCCCAAGGUUAGGGCUCCCAGCUCAGUACCUUCAGGGAGCAUCUCCAUGCCAAAGUCUUCGAAACCCACUGUCUCUGGCUCUGAAAUCGCCAAACCUCAACCCGUCAAGUCAGGUACCCAAAUGCCCCGAGAUCCCAAAUCUAAUAUCUCCAUUCAUGCCGCCCCCCAGCGAGAUGCUUCCAACCCCAUCGCCCUGAAGGCACCCCGUCUCAAGCCCGAUGCGCCAGCGUGGGAGCCCCCCAGGCCAGCGGCAUCUAAGCCCAACACCGCUACGUCUGAGUCAGUCAAAUAUCCCCCUCCAGAGGGAAGACGGACCCUAUCGCUCAUUGGCGAUCACCUUCUACCGGGAAGGGGAGGAAAGAAAGCUACUGGGCUCGAGGGUUCCAUUUAUGCCAGCUAG
Molecule: messenger RNA, 1401 nt
Organism: Aspergillus terreus NIH2624
Lineage: Eukaryota; Fungi; Ascomycota; Eurotiomycetes; Eurotiales; Aspergillaceae
Exons: 3
Coding region: 1-1401 (466 amino acids)
Source: RefSeq, a predicted model, not a curated record